This is a messenger RNA of Momordica charantia (bitter melon), 2112 nucleotides long. RefSeq names its product mitogen-activated protein kinase kinase kinase 1. Gene Ontology annotation, molecular function: MAP kinase kinase kinase activity; ATP binding. Gene Ontology annotation, biological process: protein phosphorylation; MAPK cascade. Gene Ontology annotation, cellular component: cytoplasm. The record is from RefSeq and is a predicted model, not a curated record. Lineage: Eukaryota; Viridiplantae; Streptophyta; Magnoliopsida; Cucurbitales; Cucurbitaceae.
GUCAGCGAGAGGAGGGAGUAAGAAGAAAUGUACUGGACUGGACUCGGUAUCCGACAAGGCAUUAGGAGAGAGAGAAAGAGGUCCCUCCAAUUUGCCAGCCAAUCGCCGUCGGCUCAUUCGGCUACUUCUACUUCCACGUAGCACCGCGUUUUCCUCUCUCCGGCGUUUACCAGUCUUUCAAACUUUCUCUCUGCUCUUUUUCCCUGCUUUCAAUUCCUCAAACUUGGAGGCUAUUCUAAUUUCCAGCGAUUUUUCAUUCUGGGAGUUGGAAUUUCGCGGCGGAUUUUGUUGUUGGGGGUGAUUGGAUCGGGGGAUUCGAUAAGGAAGACAAAGAUAUGGAAGAGGAACUGUGUCGGAGGGUUAAGGAUUCAGUUCGAAUUACCCUCGAGCAAGAGACGCCUAAAACCGAACUUCGCGAGCUAAACGAGCGCCGUAUGGCUACUGCUACUGGAUGUAGCUCCAGAAGUGGAAUCAAUGGCGCUCGGCCUCCCCUACUUAAGCCGCCGCCGGCCAUGCGGCUUCCAGUUUAUAAUGAUUGCUCCACUUGGGACAUUCUGAAAUCGUUUGCUCCAUUAGUUGAUGGGGAAGAUGAAAAACAGGAUGAAGUACGAGAGCGCAGCGAACCAUUACUUGAAAGAGAAGCAGAAGGAAAUCUAGUCCGGCACGGGGAGUCGAUCAUGGAAUCGAAUUGGGGUUCCUUCACUUCGAAUGACGACGAUUCUUCGAGCAGUACCACGGAGCCUGCAAAUAUUUCACCCAAUUUGAGAUGUAAACCCAUCAUCACAUCCUGGGUAACGGGAAAGCUUCUUGGGCGCGGUUCAUUUGGAGCAGUAUUCGAAGCAAUUUCAGAGGACGGGACCUUUUUUGCACUCAAGGAAGUUUCACUGCUUGAUGAAGACAGUCAAGGAAGACAAAGUAUCUAUCAACUUCAGCAGGAGAUAGCACUUCUAAGUGAGUUUCAGCAUGAGAACAUAGUCCAGUACUACGGCACGCAUACGGAUGAGUCAAAACUCUAUAUCUUCCUUGAGCUUGUAUCUCAAGGCUCCCUUAUGAGCCUAUAUCAGAGGAUUCAUCUCUUGGACUCCCACGUUUCUAAUUAUACCAGACAAAUUCUGUUUGGUUUAAAGUAUCUUCAUGAGCGAAAUGUGGUUCACAGGGAUAUCAAGUGCGCUAACAUACUGGUGGAUGUGAAUGGAUCUGUGAAGCUUGCAGAUUUUGGUUUGGCAAAGGCAACAAAAUUGAAUGAUGUCAAAUCGUGCAAAGGAACUGCAUUCUGGAUGGCACCUGAGGUGGUUAAUGGGAAGGGCCAAGGAUACGGUCUUCCGGCCGAUAUCUGGAGCCUUGGGUGUACAGUUCUAGAAAUGUUAACUCGAAAGCUUCCAUACUCGGAACUCGAAAGUCAUAUGCAGGCACUAUUUAAGAUCGGAAAAGGUGUAGCGCCUUCGGUUCCCGAGUCUCUCUCAAAAGAUGGACAGGAUUUUAUUCUGCAGUGCCUACAAGUUAAUCCGCGCGACCGUCCUGCUGCUGCUGAUCUUCUUAAUCAUCCAUUUGUGAGAAGACCAGUUUCCAGUUUAUCAGGGUCGGCAUCUCCUUACAACAGGCCAGGCAGAAGGAAUUAAAGUGUGAAGAAUUUACAAGAUAUUCUGGGAUCAAAAACAGGCUUUUACGUCAACCGACUUGGUUACACCCUAUAGUUGGCUUGCCGAGGAACGAGGACCCGAAUCUGGUUCUUCGUGCAAUCUCAGCGGUGAAAGUUCAACUCGUAGGACAUUUUUCUGUAAUUAUUGGCAUUCAAGUGUAGAUUUCAAUCUACACGCUCCAAAGGAGGUAACUAGUUUGUCUGCCAUUGAUGCAAGAACCCUGAAACGGAGCUGCUUCUAGUUAAUUGUACUUUAGUUAGUUUCCUCGCUAAGAACAGAAAACAAGAGGAAUGUAAUUUUGAUGAUUCGGGUCAUGAUUUUUCAUUUAAGUUGUUUUAUUAUUUUGUAAUUUGCAUAGCUACUUGGCUGAUUUAGGCAUAAUGUGUGUUGUAAUGUAAUUGUACAAAAGAAGAAACAUUUGCACUACUUGUAAAAAUUAUAUAAUAUAUAAAUAUAAGGUAGUUGCCCAGUC